GAUGCAGCCCCGAGGCUUCCUCCUCCUCGCCCUGCUCGCCCUGCUGGCGCUGCCCUCCACGGCGGCCAAAAAGAAAGACAAGGGCAAGAAGGGCGGCGCGGGCGGCGAGUGCGCCGAGUGGACCUGGGGCCCCUGCGUCCCCAGCAGCAAGGACUGCGGCGCGGGCUUCCGCGAGGGCGCCUGCGGGGCGCAGACGCAGCGCCUCCGCUGCCGGGUGCCCUGCAACUGGAAGAAGGAGUUCGGAGCCGACUGCAAGUACAAGUUCGAGAGCUGGGGGCCGUGCGAUGGGGGCACCGGCACCAGAGCGCGCCAGGGCACCCUGAAGAAGGCGCGCUACAACGCCCAGUGCCAGGAGACCAUCCGCGUGACCAAGCCCUGCACUCCCAAGACCAAAGCCAAGGCCAAAGCCAAGAAAGGGAAGGGAAAGGACUGAGCCAGGCUGUGAUAGCCUGGCCGCCCCCGCCUUCCCGCAGGCCCAGGACACCGCCCACCAGUGCCUUUGCUCCACAGCUUUAUCAAUCACCCUGCCCUGCACCCCGCCCACCCCAAAGCCCAGAGCAGGCCAAGGGAUUCUGGAACUCGCCACCCCCCCAGGGUUUUCGAUUCCCAGUCCCCCCGUGGUCCUUUUGCACCAUGCUCCUUGUUACCAAGAAAUGAAUAAAAUGAACCAACUUCUUUCCCAAUAAAA
Chinchilla lanigera (long-tailed chinchilla) is the source of this 688-nucleotide messenger RNA. It is a transcript of the gene Mdk, whose product is annotated as midkine (neurite growth-promoting factor 2). Lineage: Eukaryota; Metazoa; Chordata; Mammalia; Rodentia; Chinchillidae. Gene Ontology annotation, molecular function: growth factor activity. The record is from RefSeq and is a predicted model, not a curated record.